GACAGCGUUCCCUUCAGCGAGUGUUCCGUGUGCCCCGCUGUCCUCCUGCACCCAUGGCUUUCCCUGCAGGCUUUGGCUGGGGGGCGGCCACCGCAGCGUAUCAGGUGGAAGGAGGCUGGGAUGCAGAUGGAAAAGGCCCGAAUGUCUGGGACACAUUCACCCAUCAGGGAGGAGAGAGAAUUUUCAAGAACCAGACUGGUGAUGUAGCUUGUGGCAGCUACACUCUGUGGGAGGAAGAUUUGAAAUGUAUCAAACAGCUUGGACUGACUCAUUACCGCUUCUCUCUUUCCUGGUCACGUCUGUUACCUGAUGGGACGACAGGUUUCAUCAACCAGAAAGGAAUUGACUAUUACAACAAGAUCAUCGACGAUUUGUUAGCAAAUCAGGUUACUCCUAUAGUGACCCUCUACCACUUUGAUUUGCCUCAGGCCUUAGAAGACAAAGGAGGAUGGUUGUCGGUGGCAACCAUUGAAUCCUUCAAUGAAUAUGCCCGGUUUUGCUUCAGUACAUUUGGGGAUCGAGUCAAACAGUGGAUCACCAUAAAUGAGGCUAAUCUGUUUGCCCUGCUGGCAUACGAUCUUGGUAUGUUUCCUCCAGCUAUACCUCACCAAGGAACCGGAGGUUACCAAGCAGCUCAUAAUUUGAUUAAGGCCCAUGCGAGAGCCUGGCAUAGCUAUGAUUCCUUAUUCCGAAAAGAGCAGAAGGGAAUGGUGUCCCUAUCACUUUUUGCUGGCUGGGUGGAGCCAGCCGAUCCCAACUCAGUGUCUGAUCAGGAAGCUGCUAAAAGAACCUUGGCUUUCCACUUGGAUUUCUUUGCUAAACCCAUAUUUAUUGAUGGUGAUUAUCCGGAAGUGGUCAAGUCCCAGGUUGCUGCCAUGAGUCAAAAGCAAGGCUAUCCAUCAUCCAGGCUUCCAGAAUUUACAGAAGAAGAGAAGAGGAUGAUCAAAGGCACAGCUGAUUUCUUUGCUGUGCAAUAUUAUUCCAGUAGCCUAGUCAAGCACCAGGAGAAUGAUAAAGGAGAACUGGGUAUUUUCCAGGAUGCAGAGAUUGAAAUUUUUCCAGACCCAUCUUGGAUAAAUUUAGGUGGGAUCUAUGUGGUGCCAUGGGGAAUACGUAAACUACUGAAAUACAUUAAGGAUACGUAUAAUAACCCUGUAAUUUACAUCACCGAGAAUGGGUUUCCCCAGGGUGACCCCGCGCCUCUUGAUGACACUCAGCGCUGGGAGUAUUUCAGACAGACGUUCCAGGAACUGUUCAAAGCUAUCCACCUUGAUAAAGUCGAUCUUAAACUCUACUGUGCAUGGGCUCUUCUGGAUAACUUUGAGUGGAGGCAGGGGUACAGCCUGCGGUUCGGUUUCUUCCACGUCGAUUUUGAAGAUCCAGAGAGGCGCAGAGUCCCUUAUACAUCAGCCAAGGAGUAUGCCAAGGUCAUUCGAAACAAUGGCUUAGAGGGACAUCCAUAGACAAAAUCGCUGGGCAAGUAUCACCUGGAAAAGAGGCCUUCGGGUUUGGAAAGGAAAUCCGCUUUGGUGAUCCCUCA
Molecule: messenger RNA, 1540 nt
Organism: Pteronotus mesoamericanus
Lineage: Eukaryota; Metazoa; Chordata; Mammalia; Chiroptera; Mormoopidae
Product: cytosolic beta-glucosidase
Exons: 5
Coding region: 54-1463 (469 amino acids)
Biological process (GO): glycosylceramide catabolic process; carbohydrate metabolic process
Cellular component (GO): cytosol
Molecular function (GO): beta-glucosidase activity; glycosylceramidase activity; beta-galactosidase activity
Source: RefSeq, a predicted model, not a curated record